Molecule: messenger RNA, 1860 nt
Organism: Cuscuta campestris
Lineage: Eukaryota; Viridiplantae; Streptophyta; Magnoliopsida; Solanales; Convolvulaceae
Source: the annotation of a GenBank genome assembly
UAAGACAAUUUUACGCUAGGCGCGCCUGAAAGCAACUUACCAAAAAAAACCUCGUCAAAGCAGACAAUCAGAAAAGUAAAAUAUGGACAGGGGAGGAGAAAAUGGCGUCACCAUCGGUCGCCGUAAUGGAGGGGUUGAGAGUUGGAAGAUUUGGAAGACGGGAAUUGAAUCAAACAUAUAUCGACGACCCCUUUCAUAAAUACUUCUCCCUCUUCUCUCCUUCCAAUCAUCCACGCAUGUGUUUACCUUUCUUUCUCCCUCACACAGAUUUACACAACUCCGAGCAAUUCUGUUUUGUUUUGUUUUGUUUUUCGAAGAUGAAAUGAAUGAAUUAAUGUUUCGAAAAAGAGAGAGGUCGCAGGGGGCUGUUUCGGAAUGCUGAAAAAUAUGGUGAAGACCCGAAGCAGCGGCAGAAGCGGCAGAGUUUCACCCAAAUGGAUCCUCGUUUUAUCGCUCCUCAGUUUCGCCUUUGGGAUGCUCUUUUCCACCAGAGUAUGGGCUCCUCUUGAAAUGGAUGAUGGCAGGAUGUUGUUUGGCCGCCGAAUUAAGCAACAAAAGCUCGACGAUUGCGACACCACUGUUGAUCAGGAGAAGAAGAGAGUAAUUGGUGACUUCAGCAAAGUCCAGGAAACCACCGAAGACCUGGGCAAUUCAUUUCCUCAAGUUCGAGAUGAGCUACAGUUGUCUAGGAGUUCUGAUAACGUGGAAAGUUUUGGUAAGCUGUCUGCCACUGUCGGUGAUAAGUCUGAUGGAUCGAGGACAAGGAAGAAAGCUUUUAUGGUUAUUGGAAUAAACACAGCCUUCAGUAGCAGAAAGAGGCGCGAUUCUGUUAGACAAACAUGGCUACCUCAAGGCGAGAAGCUGCUUAAAUUAGAAGAAGACAAGGGAAUUGUUGUGCGAUUUAUGAUUGGCCACAGUGCAACAUCCAAUAGCGUUUUAGAUCGAGCAGUUGAUCUGGAAGAUGCUCAGCACAAAGACAUUCUCAGGCUUGAGCAUAUAGAGGGAUAUCAUGAACUCUCUGCAAAGACAAAAUCUUUCAUUUCCACUGCCUAUGCAAGAUGGGAUGCUGAGUUCUAUGUCAAGAUUGAUGAUGAUGUUCACGUCAACUUGGGUACACUUGCUGCAACUCUUUCCCGACACCGUCUCAAACCCAGGGUGUAUAUUGGUUGUAUGAAAUCCGGACCAGUUCUUUACAGCAAGAAUGUGAAGUACCACGAACCUGAGUACUGGAGAUUUGGAGAUAUGGGAAAUAAGUACUUCAGACAUGCAACUGGACAGAUAUAUGCCAUCUCAAAAGAUCUGGCAAAGUUCAUUUCCGACAACGAGCAAAUCUUACACAAGUAUGCAAAUGAAGAUGUAUCCCUAGGGGCAUGGCUGAUUGGUCUUGAUGUCGAACACAUUGAUGACAGAAACAUGUGUUGUGGAACUCCGCCAGAAUGCGAGUGGAAACUUCAAGCAGGGAAUGCAUGUGUGGCAUCAUUUGAUUGGUCUUGCAGCGGAAUCUGCAAAUCGGUGGAGAGAAUAAAGCAAGUCCAUGACAAGUGCAGUGAGGGCGCCGAGGCUCUCUGGGGGUUACCUCUUUUGACAAGUAAGAAGUAGCAUAUAUACUUAAUAUACUUGUAUACUAGGGAGAAAAACUGUCAAAGUUGCCCCAAUAUAUGGGGAGAGAUAUGAAAGAGAAACCAAGUCCAAAUUUUGAGGAGGUACGUUAAUGCACAAUGAGACCUGAAUUAUACAUAUGCUGUAGUGAUCUCUAGUUCAAUUCAUUCAGACGUUUUUGCAGCUUUAUGUGGGUUUUUACUUUUUUUUAAAAAAAAAAAUUAUGUAUUUCUGUGAUAGUAGUCUCAGCUUUGUAAUAGG